AUGUCAUCAACAACUUUUCCAUUCCCCGUCCUUUGGGACAAGGCCAGGGUCGGCCGUGUCUUCAAUCACCGGCGGCCGUCAAGGCAGCCGCUGGCCGUUGUCGAAGCCACCAGAGAAGAACAUAUUGUAGAAGCUGUUCUUCUCGCACGUACUCUGGGGACACGAGUGUCAGUACGGUCCGGCGGGCACAGUUGGGCAGCCUGGAGUGUGAGGGAGGGUGCCAUUCUGAUUGAUCUGGGCAAGUAUCAUGAUUUUCUAUUGGAUGAAGACACUGGAGUGGCGCAAGUGUCCCCCAGUAUGACAGGAAGAAUGGUCAACAAGUUGCUGGGACAACGUGGACGCAUGUUUCCCGGCGGUCACUGCCCGGAGGUUGCUCUGGGAGGUUUUCUGCUACAAGGGGGCAUGGGGUGGAAUUGCAAGAAUUGGGGAUUCGCAUGCGAAAGGCUUCUGGCUGUCGAUGUGGUUACUGCCAACGGAGAAAAGAAGCACUGCGAUAAGAACAACAACAGUAAUCUGUAUUGGGCAGCGAGGGGAGCAGGUCCAGGGUUUCCAGCGGUCGUAACCCGCUUUCAUUUGCAGACAAUUCCUGCCUUCACCCACAUGCGAUCCUCCAUCUACAUCUACGAGAAGAAGGAUUACGAAAGAGCAUUUUCAUGGGUUCUCGGGAUCACAUCUGAUUUCGAUGAGAGCACAGAAAUCGUUGCAGUGGGAAACCACAUACAAGGACGAGAGGGAGAGCAUAUCACGAUCCUGUUUGUGACGUUCAAAGACAGCGAGGAGGAAGCUCGGGCCGCGCUGCAACCCGCAGAAGACUCGGCACCGCCAGGACAUGUGACUUCAUGGUUUUGCAAGCCGACGUCGCUUGCUGAACAAUACGACGACCAACACGCCGCCAACCCAGAUGGUCACAGGUAUGCGGUCGACAACUGCUACGUACAGAACGACGCAGAUGUCGUCUCCUUACUCAAAGAGUCUUUCACUUCGUUACCUACCAAAAAGUCUUUCUCGUUAUGGUACUCGAUGGCACCAGGUUCAAGGCGGAGUGUUGAGGAUGGCACCAUGGACGACAUGGCUCUCUCCAUGCAAACCGAUCACUACUUUGCCACUUAUGUCAUUUCAGAAGACGAGUCCGAAGACGACAAGUGUCAAUCCUGGGUUACGAAGAUCAUGGACCAGAUCAAGAGUAAAUCUGAUGGAGCGUAUCUGGGAGACUCUGACUUCCAGAAGCGUCUGACAAGGUUCUGGGGGCAGGAGCAGGGAAAACGAUUGAUGGAUAUCAGGAAGAAGUGGGAUUCUCGUGGAACCAUUGCUGGUUAUCUAGAUGAAGGGGAUAAGAGCGGUGUCAAUGGUCUGCAAAAUGCGUAG
Molecule: messenger RNA, 1365 nt
Organism: Fusarium vanettenii 77-13-4
Lineage: Eukaryota; Fungi; Ascomycota; Sordariomycetes; Hypocreales; Nectriaceae
Exons: 5
Coding region: 1-1365 (454 amino acids)
Molecular function (GO): FAD binding
Source: RefSeq, a predicted model, not a curated record